This is a messenger RNA of Oncorhynchus keta (chum salmon), 2373 nucleotides long. RefSeq names its product alpha-2-antiplasmin-like. The record is from RefSeq and is a predicted model, not a curated record. Gene Ontology annotation, biological process: negative regulation of endopeptidase activity. The transcript has 8 exons. Lineage: Eukaryota; Metazoa; Chordata; Actinopteri; Salmoniformes; Salmonidae. Gene Ontology annotation, molecular function: serine-type endopeptidase inhibitor activity. The coding region runs from base 177 to 1808 and encodes 543 amino acids.
UAUCGAAGAGGGGAGCAGACACUUGUUUUUGCCUACUAAAGAAUUUAAAAAGGACAGACUUUUGCCCAAUUGACAAUCUCCCAGAGUGUGUGCACAGGUUGUGCAGUGUCGUUGCUGUCUAGCUUUAUUUCUAUGAGGAACCAUUUUGUGAACAUGCUCAUGCUGUCUGUGAAGAAAUGUUUGGGGUGUGGUCCAUUGUUCCGAAAAGUUGUUUCCAGUUGAUUUGUGUUGGGAGAGGCUUUGCUCGCUUCUGGGUCCAAGCACUGUUGCUAGCGCCCUCCCUUACGGCUAGCUGUUGGGAUAUGAAGCUGCAUCUGCCUGUACUCUUGCUGCUCUGCCUCUGUUGGCUGGGACUGACUGAUGAGACUGGUACGGUAGCUACUGAGUACCACUCUUGUGGGGAGCAGGUGCUCAGCCAGGAGGCCCGGUGGUCAGUAGGGGGUGCUGUAGAGAAACUGGGCAGGCAGCUACUGGACAGCCUGCAGACAGGGCCAGAGCAGCCCAACGUCAUCAUAUCACCCCUCAGCGUGGCCCUUGCACUAGCACAGCUCACACUAGGAGCUCGUAACGAGACACAGAAGUUGCUGCUAAGUUCUCUACACGCCCACACUGUGCCCUGCUACCAUGAAUCCCUGGGCAGCCUGCUCCAACACCUCACCAACACCUCCCUACAGGUGGCUACACGCAUGUACCUGCGCCCAGAGUUUGAGGUGUACCAGUCCUUUGUUGCAGAAUCCAUGCGUAGCUACAAAUCAGAGCCUGCCCCCUUGAUCUCAGUGGAAGAUGUCAACCAAUGGGUGGAAGACACCACCAAAGGUCACAUGACCAAUUUCCUGACCAGUAUUCCGCAUGAUGUGGUGCUCAUGCUGAUCAAUGCUGUGCAUUUCAAAGGUGAGUGGGAGGCUCGCUUCGACCCUCAGCUCACACAGAAGGAUGUCUUCUACCUGGACAAUAAGAACUUUGUCCAUGUAGACAUGAUGCGGUCAGCCAAGUAUCCACUGAGCCUGUUAGAAGAUGGGGAGCUUGGGGCUCAGGUUGCACGUUUUCCUUUUAAGGGAAACACCAGCUUUCUGGUAGUGAUGCCGUUGCCAGGAAGAGGAAACGUGUCAUCGCUGGUGGCCAAGCUGAAUAUCUCUGACCUGUACAGACGUCUACCUCAGGAGAGGACCAUGCAGGUCCAACUGCCCAAGUUCGCCCUGCAGUACCGCCAAGAGCUACAGGAGGCGCUGACCAGCAUGGGUCUGGGCUCUUUGUUCUCUAGUCCUAAUCUGUCCGGUGUGUCAGCGGUUCCUCUGCAGGUGUCCAGCAUGCGUCACGCCUGCGGGGUGGAGUUGAGUGAGGAGGGGGCCGAAGCAUCUGCAGCCACCUCCAUCACCAUCAUGCGCUCUGUUCCCAUAUUUUCUGUAAACUCCCCCUUCCUGUUCGCCCUGGUAGACCACGCCUCCCUCGCUCCAAUCUUCCUGGGCACCGUCACUAACCCAGCCCCUGACGCCAGCCCCAUUCAGAUCGACAGUCCCCUCGGCGAUGAUCCCAAUGGCAACAGGACCCAAAGUGACAGCUUUCAUAGCAACAGCAAUGUACAGAACGAUGGUCCCCAUAGUAACAACAACGUACAGAGCGACAGUCCCCAUAGCAGUAACAACGUACAGAGUGACCAGCCACAAAGUGAGAGAAUGCAGUGUGGCGUCCCUGUCGGGGGGGAGGAGCAACAACAGCCCCUGAAUGAAGUAGAGGGAAACCCCAACGCCCAAGUGGAGGGGCAAGGAUCCAGUUCCUGUGCCAAUCCCUCUCAUACAGUUCCUUCCUAAACCAACACUGAUGCCCAGCUUGCCCCAACCAAUCUCUCACUGUCCUGUCCUGAGCAACACUGAUGCCCAGCUUGCCCCAACCCAUCUCUCACUGUUCUGUCCUGAGCAACACUGAUGCCCAGCUUGCCCCAACCCAUCUCUCACUGUUCUGUCCUGAGCAACACUGAUGCCCAGCUUGCCCCAAACCAUCUCUCACUGUUCUGUCAUGAACAACACUGCCUGACCAGCUGGUCUCAUAUGGAGCCCAGCCCUCACAUAGCAAAACCCUAUCCCAAUCUAUUGGCACAGUUCCCAGUCCAGAAUCAACAACAGCCCCUACCCCUAGACACCUGACAACUUCUCACAGUCCCUCCCCUCCCCAGUGAAUACCCCUGAUUACAACCCAAUGAUUUAGGAGAGACCAUGGACCUGUCCCAUACUACACUGUGUGUGCAGAUUAACACUCAAAUGUGUUUUUUUACACUUGGCUGUGCACUGUCUGUCUUACAGUAUUUGUGUUUUGUUUUGAUGUCUUACUUUUUGAUGAUUCUCACCUCUGGUAUUGAUUAAAGAAAUGAAGUCUCAA